Messenger RNA from Coccinella septempunctata (seven-spotted ladybird), 554 nucleotides. RefSeq lists its product as uncharacterized. The transcript has 2 exons. Lineage: Eukaryota; Metazoa; Arthropoda; Insecta; Coleoptera; Coccinellidae. The record is from RefSeq and is a predicted model, not a curated record. The coding region runs from base 27 to 431 and encodes 134 amino acids.
UUUGUGAUUUUUUCGAUUUUGUCAAGAUGUAUCAUCCAGAUUUUUCAGCGUACGGCAGGCCAGCUAUGUUUUUCGAUCGCAGAGGGAAUUUGGUACAGCCACCAGUUUGGCACACACCCCAGUUUGUACAGCCACCGAUCCUCCAUCCCAGACAACAGUUUCAUCAGAAUAUUCCUGAUGAAGCUACCAUCAGUCUUCAUUACAAUAAUGUGCAGCAACCUAACGUCUAUGAAGUGAACGGUACCACCUAUUACGGAACUGCCAACAGUCAUAUGGCUUCAGCUUCGGCGAAUAAGCUCCACAGAAGACUUUUGCCUGAAGAAUGUGAAAAUGUCAAGGAUGAGAAAAGAAUCAGGAGGCACCACAAUGAUACUCAACGUCGGCAUUCAAGUUUUUACGGUAAGUCGACCACUCUGGAAUUACAAAAAUAAUGAUAUUAUGUAUGAUUAGAACCAGGAGGGAAAGUUCUUCAGUUCACAAGUUUCAUGCUUGUAACUAUUAGUUUCGAGACUUUUUGAAUUGGUCUCAAGACUUGAAAGAUUCAGGGUUCAAUG